AUGACUUCAUUACCGUCAGUGCCCGUGGAACAUGCCAAGUUUCUCUCCUAUAUACGGUCCAAACCAAGUACGCCCAUCGAAGACCUGGUCAAACCAUUCAAUGAGUACGAUGAGGUCGCUCGUCAGAUAUUUGCUCAAGAGCCGUCACACCCAUUGGCCAAAGACAACCAUGCCAACAUCGUCCCCAUCUUUGGUGUUGAUGGCUCGGCAGAGCUAAAGAUCCGAGCGCGGGAUCUGGCAUCCGAGACCCCAGAGGAGGCUGACAAGUAUUUAAUGCCUCUCGACAAGGGUUCUCGCAAAGAAAACGGCUCGCCUGCCGUGGUCCCGUCUUUCAAAGAAUUCCAAGACAACUUUACUAUUUUCACAGAAGGCGCACUGAGUGACAUUGAUUGGAGCAACACGGUCGCUGCUGGAAGCGCAGUCGUGACCUCGCUCCUUCCAGUACCGGAAAAGUAUCGCGGCUCCAAGAGAGGACUUCGCCAGUACUACCACGAAGAGUUUGCACCGGCAUCCGAUGUCGAUAUAUUCCUCUACGGGAUGACAGAGGAGCAAGCCAUUGAGAAAAUAAGGCACAUUGAAGAUAGGAUUCGGAAUACGAUCUUAUACGAGACUACAACCAUUCGAACGAAACACACCAUUACCAUCGUCUCACAGUAUCCUACCCGCCAUGUGCAGAUUGUGUUGCGAAUCUACAAAUCCGUCGCUGAGAUUCUUACCGGAUUUGAUGUGGAUUGCUCAUGCGUCGCCUACGACGGCACCAACGUUUAUGCCGCACCCCGCGCCAUCGCGUCUUAUAUCACCCAGAAAAAUCAGGUUGACCUUACCAGGCGUUCUCCAUCGUACGAGAACCGACUAUCCAAGUAUUCUCGCCGUGGGUUCGAAAUCUACUGGAGUAAACUGGACCGAUCCAAGGUCGACCCGACGAUAUUUGAGAGAAGUUUUACCCGGACGGAGGGUCUCGCAAGAUUGCUAGUUCUGGAAAAGCUUCCCAAAGCCAGUCAUCGCGAGGCCUACAUGCAACAGAGACGAAAAGAGCGCGGGAGGCCUCCUGUGAACAUCUAUCUUCGUCGUAGAAAAGAGCUCAGAGGCAACAUCAAGCAAGACUGGGAAGACGAGGUUCCAGAAUGGCAGGAAGAGGACCAGGUUUCCAAUUAUCAUACUUUUACCAUCCCUUACGGUCAGAGAUUCAACGCGCGGAAGAUCGAAAAGCUUGUCUAUACUCGAGAUUUGCUUCUGAAUGCGGAAUGGAACCAGCCCAAGGACCGCCCAGUCUAUCUCCAUCGCCACCCAGCAUUCUUCGGUGAGGUUGAACAUGUCAUCGGCGAUUGUUGCGGUUUCUGCCCGCAACCUACAACCGAAGAGGAGAAGAAGAUUGCUGAGGAGGAGAGCAAGACAUAUAUCUCUGGAAAGAUCUCGUUCAUUAAGGAUGAUCCGGGGCGCCAGGAAAUUGGAAGUUUCAACCCGAUCACAGAUACUGAUUGGACGGAAAUGGCUUAUAUUGGUGGCACAGAGAGAUUGUGCCAGGCGAUAGUCUCCGAAGAUGUUGACGCCGUAAAUGCUUUCCUUGCAGAAGAGAACACGAACGUCGAUUGCCGAGACUACACAGGGCGUACACCGCUGCAGCUUGCUUGUAUGUCAUCAAGCCCAGAGGUUGUUCAGUGCCUCGUUGAUCACGGAGCGCGACUCAUUGCUCGAAUGGCGGAUGGAAGGACAGCUCUUCAUAUUGCAGCUGCCCGAGGCCGUGUCGAAAUUAUCCGUAUCCUACUCACCAAGAGCAAUCAGAACGAGGAAGAGGAAGCCGCGAAAGAUUCCUCAAGGAAGACUCGGGAGGGAGAGAAGACAGAUGACUCUGAAGAAGGAGUCGAGAAGAAAGACGCUGAUGAUAUGUCAAGGACAUCUGCUUCCUUUGUCAAGAUUGACCAUGAAGAUGCCUUCGAAGAGGGCGAUGAGGCUCUUCUUGCGGACAAGAAUGAGCUUGAGCCUGACAUUUACGAUAUCAACGCAAUAUCUUGGGAUAGCUUGACAUCUCCACUUCACCUCGCAAUCAUCCAUGGCCAUACCGAGACAGUGAAGGAGCUUGUCACCUCCUUUGGAGCUGAUGUCAUGCUGCCUAUCAAACAUUUCGACAGUCACGGCCGAAAACCGUUGGCUGCAACUCUUACCCUGGUACUCGUCCUUUCCCUUCCGCUAGAUAAAGCCAGAGAAAUGUCACAGGCCCUGUUGGAAGUCGGCGCGUCGCUUUCCCAGGCGGACUUCAAGCAGAAUACAGCAUUGAAUUUCAUUGUCCAAUCCGAUUACUCAGAACUCAUUGAUAUCUACAUGAAGCACGAUGGACCAGCAACGCAACGUGCAAUAAAGCACAUGACUAUCGACACAUGGCACCGCGGGUUCUUCACGCCUCUUAUGCAUGCAAUCAACGCAAAGAAAGAAGAAUCAAUUCAGAAGCUUAUCCAAGCAGGAGCCAAGAUACACUUCGACCAAGCUGACUUCUUGAGCACCAUGAAAUCGCAGUUGAACAAGAAUGACUUUUUGCUCAAAACCACUGACACCUUCAUCGAGACCCAUUCAAAGCAGCCAAUUAUUGCUGCUGUGGAGAACCAGCUGCCAUUAGUAGCCCUGGAACUGCUUCGUCGGGGCGCAGACCCAAAUUCUGAGCAAAUGGGUUCAUACUACGGGUCAGGAUAUACGGUGUUGGAUAAAGCGAGGGAGAACCAAAAUGAUCUGCGAAAGUGGAUAUCUAAGAACUUUCCUCCAUCCCCGAAAGAUUCAAUCGAUGAACCACCGUUCUUCCACCGGAGUGAUGAAGAGUAUCUGCAGGAAUUUCAACAAGACUCCUACAAGGCAUUCUCCGGGAAAGCCCAAUUACGAGAAGCUCACAGAAAUUUAGAACAGACUGCCAGAGACAACGAAUCGCGCAAAAGACGAGCUCGCGAACAGACAGAACAGCCCAAGGUGCUCUUGGAAAAGGCCCAUAUGGAAGAACUGGUUCGCAACUAUGAGCUACUAGAGACUGAGCUUGUCAGAUCGGGCGCCAAGCUAUGGAGAGAGCUUCACCCAGAACCCGAUCAGAACCAGAAACUGACAAAAAGCCCCGUGCCUCCUAAGCCUGAGAGUGUGCCAGAAUUCAGGUUCGAGUUCAACUUCAAUAUUCCUCCCCUCAACUUCAAUAGUCCUACCCUCACCCUCACGGAUGAGUUGCGAGCUGGAUACCUAGAAUUAUUUGAGGCUGCUUGGAGGGGCGACCUGCAUACUAUCAAGAAGUUGACUCUGGGAAUGUGGGGUCCCGCACAGGACCAGCCUCCCUUGGAAAUCGCCGUCUGCGACCAGUACGGAUUCUCCUGUCCUUCAAUCGCAAUUUUGCGCGGUCAUCUGCAGGUGUCUGAGGAGAUUCUCGGGAUCCUCAAAGCACAAUACAAGGAGAAGACCGGGCCCCGGCAGAGACUUGAAAUGCGCUCUGACGACUAUUCAGAUGACGAAUCUGACAGUGAUUCUAACCACGACGGUCUCGACGUUGUAGGCCGUGAGGUUGAUGAUCAGUUCACAUACGAAAACGUGGGACAGGUAGUUACCGACGUCGAAAGCUCCGUCUCUCCUCUCGCAGCCCUCCAGAAAUCCUGUAGCGCGCAUUUGUUCCUUGACGAGUGGCCGGAAAUCCAGCGAACAGUCUAUAUCCCUGCAGACACUGACUACCCGAAUUGUCGAAAGUUCAAUGUGUGUUCUUUGACUAAAUACGCUAUUGUCAAGAACGAUAUUUCGCUGCUCAAUUUCCUACUGAAAACUCGACAGAAAUGUCAAGUCUUCUCAACUCACUCCACGCCUGAUUUGCUUCACGAUGAUUUCCAGCUUGCGAUAUCACUCAGCCGUAUUGAUUGCCUAACAAGCUUGAUCCAAAAGGCGGCCGUUGGCCUGCCUCUGCAGAAGCUUGCCGAACAGUCGGGAUGCGAUACUGAAGAGAAGUACAAAUACUAUCCCGGUCUUUCCAUCCGAGGCAAGAAGCGCAAGGACUGGGCGAGUGCCGGGCGAGGAGAGAUCGUUAUGGAGGCGCCUGAAGGACGACCACCUCUUUUGAUCGCAGCUAUGCAAGGAAAAAUUACGGUUGUUGAAUGGUUCCUGAGCACUGCCCCCGGGCGUCAUUAUGUUGAGUAUGUCAGCUCGCAUAUGGAGGAUGAGCAUGUGCAAAAGCUCGCACGAUCUAAGCUUGGACUGGAGGGUUCUAUCUUGAAUUGGCUUCAGACAAGGAACAACCUUGUUCUGCACUGCGCUAUCAUCAGUAAACCAUCCGAGGAAUCUGAGCGUCUCGUUAAAUUUCUGGUUGAAACCCAUCCUGAGUGCCUGGAAGUUCGGUCUGACAAAGGGCUUACCCCCCUGGCUUUGGCAUUCUCGAUCCGUCGCUUCGAGUUCGCUUGUAUCUUGAUCGGUGCCGGCGCUAAUCAAACAACUCGAGACCGCGAAGGGCAUAAUUUGCUCCACCUUCUUCUUAAAUCCUCAUUCGGUAGCCCAUGCAAAAGUCCGGACGAAAUCACGCGCUUUUCUGGUCUGCUUGACCAACAGCUCCUUACAGCCAUGCUGGUCGAACGAGCUAGCGGGUCUUCAAACACACCUCUCUUCCUUUGGAUGGGUCUAGUCGCAGAUUGCCAGGCAGGCCAGCUCCACUACAAAGCAAGCCACAAGCCCGAGUUCGAUGUUCUCAACAUUCUUCUGGACUUGGGCAGCUCGAACAACCAGAGACACCUGGAAAUGCUGGACGGAUCUGGCAACACUCCAGUGCAUAUGGCCGUCGAAGCAGGCUGGCCUCGAUUCUUGGAGUUAAUGCUGGACCGUCGCCCUGACCUCCUGUACCGCGAGAACGCAACGGGCGUCACUCCUUUCGAUAUGGCAGUGGAUUCAUGGACCAAUUCGAAGACACUUUCGGUGCCGAAUGUAAAGGAGCACCGAUAUCCCACGUAUAAGGAAAACCCCUACGGACGAUCUACGAUUUCCUAUCACCCGGACUUUGAUCCCAGGUCCAAGCAGGAUGUCAUUUACCAAAUCUGUCGAGAUAGGGCUCAGCAGUUCCCCGGCAAACGAAGGCUUGUCAGUUUAUAUGACGCAAAUGAAGUUUCGAAGAGGCUGGCUGCAAUUAAGAGAAGCUGUCUAGAUGACUAUGGAGGGGAGGACGACGAUACCAAGGACGAAGUAGAUAUUUGGGGUCGAAAUGCCAAUAUCCUGUGA
Messenger RNA from Penicillium chermesinum, 5211 nucleotides. RefSeq lists its product as uncharacterized. Lineage: Eukaryota; Fungi; Ascomycota; Eurotiomycetes; Eurotiales; Aspergillaceae. Gene Ontology annotation, molecular function: protein binding. The record is from RefSeq and is a predicted model, not a curated record. The coding region runs from base 1 to 5211 and encodes 1736 amino acids. The transcript is spliced from 4 exons.